GGGGGGCAACUCUGCAGAACCUCGAGCUGCAUGGCGACACUGUGCACCAGCAAUUUUAUUUGAAACACGCAGACAUUUCCCAAAGCUGCAUGCUUAAUACUUUACCUCUCACCAGCAGCUUCCCGGGUGAGGCCCUGCCUCGUUUCCACCUGUGCGGCAUGUGCAGGAGCUGCAGAGAAGACAAACCUGGCAGCUGCACACACGCAGGUGUAUGUUCCGCUGCGGCGCACGCACCCAAAAUGUGCCUGUCUCCGAGGCCUAGAGGGGGCAAAGCCAGAUAUACUUAGGAGUACGCCGGCAUGAAGUGCUGUGUCUGGAGUUAAAGGACACCGCAGGGGAACUGUGACACGCCGACAUGCCUGCAGCGGCAGCAGAAGGCAUCUGAUUCUGCACACGGCAACGACACCCUGAACCCAACACCACCUGUCCCGCGCUCGUCUCCGAGACGGCAUGUUCUCUCCUUUUAGGUCCCGUGGUGAGAGGCAGGGAGGACGGCGGGUGGCUGGAGCAGGCGGAGCGCUCUCCUGUUCCUGCCCCGAGUCGUCCGCGGUGAGCGAGAGAUCCGGCCCGUUUGACAGUCAACACCAACCCCACCAACCCCCCCCCCCCCCAUGUCCACGACGCGUUGCCCGCCACCCGAGAAUCCUUGGCCGCGGGCGGCAGACAGGCGGCGAUAGGAGAGAGGCGGACGAGGCCGUGCAGGUGGAGGACGACGGGGAGGAGCGGCGCCUCCAUCAUGGAGAGUUUCCUGAAGGAUAAAGAUGUUUGGAUAUUGGGCAGCGUGUGUCUGGUGGCCACCUUCCUGUGGCGACGGCUGUGGAAAUUAUUCUCCCUCCAGAAGAGGAAGAAGAAGGGCAGGAGCCCGCCGUCGGACGAGCAGGAUGAGAAGGACAAAGCCAAACUGAGCCUGAAGGGCUUGAAGGCCCAGAAGAAGAGGAAGCCCCAGGACGCGUCAGAUUCCCCUGCGCCGAAUGAGCCUGUGCUGCAGCAGCAGGUGGAAAAGCUCAACAGGCAGAACGCCGAGCAUUCGCAAUCGAGCGCCGAGGCCGGGGCCCAGAGGGGGGAAGGCCGAGGCAGCGGAGGAAGACGACAGGAGCCGGCCUCGGACGCCCAGUGCCCGGAGAGGAAGACGACGACAGAUGGGGGGAGAGAGGAGGAUGAGGGGGAGGAUGUCUUCGAGGACUCUGAGCCUGAGGGAGAGGAGGAGAACAGAGAAGAUGCUGGUGCAGAAUCGGCUGGGAAAGUGGAGGAGGAUGGGAAGAAAAGGCACAAAGGAGGAAAGGCCCAGAGCGCCGUCACAGACCUCUGCAAGACGACGCCUCCCCAACAACAGGAGAGCCCCGAGGAGGUCGGCGAUGUGGCCACCUGCAGCAAGCGCCGCGUCACAGAGGAAGACCCGCUGAAGGACGAGCUCAAGAAAAGCAAAGUGGAGAACGCCGAUGGAGACGCGGCGGCCGCGGCGGCGGCGGAGGAGGAGGAGGAGGGUGGGGGCGAGUCGCAGGCCUUCAAAUCUGACGAGGCAAAGACAGAGGAGGUGGAGGAGGGGAAAGACGGGGAGUCGGCAGUGAAAGAAUUCGUUAUUGAGUCAAGCCCUCCGCCGCUAGCCCCGUUCGACCACCGCAUCGUGACGCCCAAACCCCACCAGAUUGCCACCUAUUACAGCAUCAACAGAGAGGAAGUCCUCGGAGGGGGACGUUUUGGACAAGUCCACAAGUGCACAGAGAACUCCUCCGGCCUGACGUUGGCUGCCAAGAUCAUCAAAGCCCGGAGCCAGAAAGAGAAGGAGGUGGUGAGGAACGAGAUCCAGGUGAUGAACCAGCUCAACCACGCCAACCUCAUCCAGCUGUACGCCGCCUUCGAGUCACGCCACGACAUCAUCCUGGUCAUGGAAUACGUGGAGGGAGGGGAGCUGUUCGACCGCAUCAUCGAUGAGAACUACAACCUGACCGAGCUGGACACGGUGCUGUUCAUACGGCAGAUCUGUGAAGGGCUGCAGUACAUGCACAGAAUGUACAUCCUCCACCUGGACCUCAAGCCGGAGAAUAUUCUUUGUGUCAGCAGGGCCACCAACAAGAUUAAAAUCAUUGACUUUGGCCUGGCCAGGAGGUACAAACCGAGGGAAAAGCUCAAGGUCAACUUUGGAACGCCGGAGUUUUUAGCCCCUGAAGUCAUCAACUAUGAGUUUGUUUCAUUCCCCACAGACAUGUGGAGUCUCGGUGUCAUCACCUACAUGCUGCUCAGCGGUUUGUCUCCGUUUCUGGGCGACGACGACAACGAGACGCUGAACAACAUCCUGGCCUGUCAGUGGAACUUUGAGGAGGAGGAGUUCACGGACAUCUCUGACGAGGCCAAAGACUUCAUCACCCUCCUGCUGGUGAAGAGCAAGAGCUGGAGGAUGAGCGCCACGGAGUCCCUCAGACACCCGUGGCUGUCGGACCGGAGUCUGCACUACCGGCUAAAUCAGAAGAAAACAAAGUGCCACUCCACACACACUCCUUCUCCUUCCCCGGAGAGCUAAGCAGAAACACCAUGAGGCCCUCAGCACGCCCUCGGAGCCCGACACUGGACCAAUGCUGCCGUACCCGCGCGGCUUCUGGAAUAACUUCUCCCUGCCUCUGCAUCGCUGCGUUAUAGCUUAGCUCGUCCCUCGCGGACCGUCUGUCGCCGUGGUUACUGUACCUGUAUAGAGCACAGGCCUUCGGACUACCCCCAGAGAAGACUCUCUAAAGGCAGGACUCGUAUUGCGACGGUGAAUCCAAACUACUAGGGACUAAAAGGCCUGCGUCAAGUCCACUGCAGCUACAUGUGUGGCUGCAAAGGUAGAGAAGGGAAACAGAAAAAUAUGAAAUGCCGACUGUGAUCAUUUUGUCAUGUCGCCCUGGUUUGUUGCAUGCUUUGCACCUUUUCUGGCCUGUGUCUCCAAGAUUCAACAAACUAUAGAACUGGAUUGUAAUAUUUUUUUUUUAAUAAUAUAUUUUUGUGAAAUACUUUCUUUCUUUCUUUCUUUCUUUUGAUUUACAAGUCUUAUGAAAAGUUGUAUUCAUUCUCACACACAAAGCAAAAAAAAAAAAUAAUGAAAGAAAACACACAUAGUCACACCACCAUUAAUUUAUUUUGUACAUAGCAAAGUGAGAAUAUUUCAG
Scophthalmus maximus (turbot) is the source of this 3143-nucleotide messenger RNA. RefSeq names its product myosin light chain kinase family, member 4b (gene mylk4b). Gene Ontology annotation, cellular component: nucleus; cytoplasm. The record is from RefSeq and is a predicted model, not a curated record. The transcript is spliced from 13 exons. Bases 737 to 2518 code for a protein of 593 amino acids. Gene Ontology annotation, biological process: intracellular signal transduction; positive regulation of apoptotic process; protein phosphorylation. Gene Ontology annotation, molecular function: protein serine/threonine kinase activity; ATP binding. NCBI's taxonomy places the organism in Eukaryota, Metazoa, Chordata, Actinopteri, Pleuronectiformes, Scophthalmidae.